Stegostoma tigrinum is the source of this 7467-nucleotide messenger RNA. Its product is annotated as protein lin-28 homolog B-like. Bases 381 to 1019 code for a protein of 212 amino acids. The record is from RefSeq and is a predicted model, not a curated record. The transcript is spliced from 5 exons. NCBI's taxonomy places the organism in Eukaryota, Metazoa, Chordata, Chondrichthyes, Orectolobiformes, Stegostomatidae. Gene Ontology annotation, molecular function: nucleic acid binding; zinc ion binding.
UCCCUCUCGGGCUGCACGGUUUUCAGGUUGUUGGGCAGCUCGGCUAAGUUUUCAUCCUCGACGUUGCCUCUUUCCGCCCUGAACCCGGCACUGCCUCUUCAACAGCAAAGAACAUUCGGGCAGGAAGUGAAAUAAGUCUUAAAAAAAAUGACGCACGUAAGAGACAGCAAUAUCUAAAAAUAAGGAAAACUGAACGCGUCGUAGAAUUUCAUGUUCGAGGUUAGAAACUGAACGUGCCAAAAAUAUACACACGCACAAAAAAAGACGAAAUCCCAUGAGGGGCGGGUAAAGGUGGUGGAGACGAGAAAGGAAAACGGACUGAGAAGGAAGAAUCUCCAAUUCGGCAGGGAGCAGGCCACUGUAAAUGGUUCAACGUUAGAAUGGGCUUCGGAUUUAUCUCUAUGACUUCGCGAGAUGGCACCCCCUUGGAAACACCAGUGGAUGUUUUCGUACACCAAAGCAAACUUUAUAUGGAUGGAUUCAGGAGUUUAAAAGAAGGAGAGCCUGUGGAAUUCACCUUCAAAAAAUCUUCCAAAGGCCUGGAGUCAAUACGGGUAACAGGACCAGGAGGUACCCCUUGUUCAGGCAGUGAGAGACGGCCAAAAGGGAAGACUGUACAAAAGCGGAAGCCAAAGGGAGACCGAUGCUACAACUGUGGCGGCCUUGAUCAUCAUGCUAAGGAAUGUAAUCUACCUCCUCAGCCAAAGAAGUGCCAUUAUUGCCAGAGCAUCAUGCACAUGGUCGCUAACUGCCCUCUCAAAACUGUUCCGACACAGCCCCUCAUUCCUCAGGGAAGAUAUGAAGCAGAUCCUCAACCUUCCACUUCUGCAUAUGCUGCUUUCCCUAGAGAAACAGGAGGGGCCCAAGGCUACCCAGCUUUGCCUCAUUGUCAGGAGGGAAAACCAGAGACGGAACACACUGGCAAGUCACCGCAUGAGGCUUCUUCAAGCAAGCUGUCUGCAUCACCUGAAGAAUCGAGCAGGAAAGGGCCAUCCAUUCAGAAGCGGAAAAAAACAUAAAGCAAGUUGCGUGAUCGCUUUUGAGGCUUUUUUUUUAAAUAUAGGAUCCCAAACUACCUCAUACUUGCAAAAGUACAGGGGAAGUAAGUACACAUACUGCAGCUCCUUUUAUGAGGGGAGAAAAAAGAGACUUGGUGAAUCAACAAACAUUGAACUGGUCAAUUCACUCCAUGAAAAGAAUGAUUAUUGGAUUAAGGUCAUGCACAUCCACUGUGCUCCACUUUUACCUUUAUAUGCAGAAACUCCUGUGGCAUAUGAGUUUCAGUGUCAGUUUGCCAUGUUUAAUUCCCUUGGCUUUUCUAAUCUUUUAUAACAAAUACUGUUCACAGUCCCUUUGGUAUCCUCCUGAAAUUGCAAAGCAAUACACAACACUACAAUCAACCCAAGAACAUUUCAGAGGCUCCAUUCCAUUCAGUGGGCAGCUGAAGCAACGCUGUUUAAACAAAGUGAUAAACCAAAGGAAAUCAACAUGAUGAUGCUGCCAGAGCAGAGGUACCAGAAAUCAACAGACAUAAUUAAUAAAGCAUGGCAGUGUCUUUCUUCUGUAGGCAAUAUUCAACAUUGAGAUACUAGCCACAAACAUGAAUAUUAACAUAACGGGAAUUGAAGCUUCAGAUAAUGUGAAUGUGUUUGUGUUGCAAGUGCUUUUUGGUUGUUUUUGUUAAUUGUGUCUUAAACUCAAACCUGUGAACACUGUAGUAUUCUUUCAUCUGUAUCUGUAGAUAUAUAAAUAUAUAUAUAUAUCUAUACAUGUGUGUACAGAUAUAUAGAUAUACAUACAAAAGAUUAAAAAUAGAGUGCAGAUAAAUUGAAUGUCAUGCCAUUUCUGCUAAUGUUCUGCAGUAAACACCUAAGCAGCAGUUGGUGAUAUACAUAUAUAGUAUACAAAAUAUAUAUGUAUGUAUAUAUAAAGGCAUUCCAGUAUCGGUAAAUUGCAUAUUCCACAGUUGACUCUAUAAUUUGACAAGUAUUUGGAUGCCAAUCUCCAUAAAGUUGACUCUUGAUUGGAUCUUCAAACAGUAAAGAAAAGAUGUAGAUGGCAGUUAAAAAAAUAACCUGAAUGUAAUGUAUUACUUCAUUUUCUAAUACCAAACACCCACGUAGUUAAAUUCAUAUUGAAGACUUUGUGAUGGGCUGCACUUUGCUACGCUCUUGUCUUUGAUAUGAAAUUGCAAACCUAUCUCUGCAGUGCAGAAAAAUUGUACAUUCUUCUUGACAGUUGAGUCAUUUUUAAUCCUUUCAGUACUGGUUUUGGAACAUGUGCAUCUAUUGAGAAUUUAAAUAGGUAAUAUAAAUGAGUAGUACCGCAUUUUACCAAAACAUCCUUCCAAAGUUCGGCUGUUGCUAAUUACAAUUUACAUUAGUCAGCAUGGUCACCUGCUGGUAGAUUACCAAGGGAGCUCAUAAGGCGAAUACACAAGUUUGAUUUUACAAGAGAAGAAAUAUAGAAAUGGUUCUGUUCUUACAAGCUAUGGGUUUUUGCAUGGGGAAGUUUCACAAGACAUGAGUUGGGUGUUUUGCCAAUUGACUUCAAAUGUGUAAAAACACUACCCCAGAGACAAUGUGGAUUUUUGGGAGGUUUUUUUGGGACCCUUUUGAAAUAUCCAAGAAGAGACAGCUGAUUACCCAAAAGAUGUCUCUGUUUGAAAGUAUGUUUCUUGAAAGCAUGCUAGCAAGUUGGUAUCAUGCCUUGGAUGAUCUUGUAGAUUAGCAAUAUUGAUUCAGAAUGAACAUGUAUUUCAUUUUAAGUUCCUUUAUAGAGUUAUUUUAAUUGGUUUAUUCAUUUCCUGUUCUAACCACAUGUAAACUUGAUUUGAAGAAGCUAAGUGUCUGAUUAAAUGCAAAUUAAUGUCUCAUGAAAAGUAUCAAUAGGGAUUGGUCAAACUAGCAACAUCAAAGAGAAUUCUCCAGUGUAGUGCAGAUGAAGGCCAUGUGAUCCACCUUGACUUUAACAUCUAUUUGAAAGUGCUAUGUACCCGAUUCGUCUUAUUCCCCUGCUUUUUCCACAGACUUGCAAAUGGAACAUUCAUUCUACCCAAAGUUAAACAGUUUGUGUUUUUAGAGGACCUUCAAUAAAAUAAACUCCCCAAGGAGCUUUUCUUUGAAGAAAGCAGAUAACUGAACUAGUCGUUACACAGAUAAGAAAGGCACUUUUGAAAGGACGAGUUUAGAGGAGCCUUCUGAAGAAAGUGAAAUGCUCAGAAGUGAACUUUAGGGCAAGAAUUUCAAAGUAUGCUGGCUGAGAUCAUUACUGUAAUGCGAACAAAUGCAAUAAGGUAGAGCUUGGUUCUUUCUGAUCACUUAUAUGACUAAAAAUUUCACCCCUAGUUUUUAAGUUCUCACAAACAAGGAGACUGACUUUGUUUGGUACCCCAUUUCAAUGCACACUUAGCCCUCUUGGACGCUAGUUUGUGUAAUACUGUACUAGCUCUCCAGUUCAUUUGAUCCAGUCAUUAAUUUUUUGUGUACCUGAGCUACUAACUAACAGACAUUUUAAUGUAUUUCCUACACUUCUGCUUUAUAAAACUGCAUGAGUUGCCUUGUGCCAACACCUUGAAAUGAUGCCCUCCAGCAGGCACUUGCUGACCAAGAUUUUUCAGCUAAAGGCAAAUUUCAAACCAGCUGUUUUGUUGGCUUUUUUGCAUAUUGACAAUAUUAUAUAAAUACAAAUACAUCACUUUCUGGCACAAUUUGUGAAAUAAAGUGGGAAAGCUCAUUCUGAAUCACUGAUCUCAAUUCAUGGUGGCUGAAGAUGAUAGAAAUUCAGAGGCUAACAUAUCAUCUGAUGCAUUGACUGCACAAUUCUUGGAAGGUUUAGGCAUUUACUUAAAUGCAAGUGGGUAUGCGUAGUCCUUAACAAUCUUUACUUAUUGAUCCUGAAUGUUCUGAGGGUUUAUUUAAAAAGGCAUGUUUUACUUCCCACUAUUAAUCAUGCUACUAAUUUCACUAGAAAUUCUUUGGAAAAAGGGGAAGAAUGUGCAACAACCUGAGGUCAUGAACUAACAUGCCCUUGGCAUCUUGUUAUAGUUAAUGGGAAUGGGAUGCCUGUUGCUCCUUUGAACUGCUGUUUAGAUGACAUUUCCAUGUAUUCAUAGUAAUGUUACUGAGAACACUCAAAUGUCUUUGCAAAUUGCACAGCGAUAAAUAUGUCUCAGUGCAAGGCUGUAUCACUUAAAAGAAGGCUCGAAUCACUAUCUCUGUUCUAAAUAUUAAACUGGGAGGAUAACUUUACCAUGCUGAGCUUGCGAUUGAAAUUAGAUUAGUGAGAGGGGGAGAGGGAGAAAGAUGAUCCAUAACAAGUCUUUUAACACAAAAUGGCACCUUCACAGCAGUCAGGUCAUGUGCCAUUAUGUGACCAUAUAUUUCCCAUAGGCGGAUUGUUUGUUCAAGUUCCGGGGGAACAGAGACCAUUUAGCUUAACCCUUCAAAAAUAACCCUGGAGGCAUCAGUUCAUGUGAAAGCUGAUCCUGAACGAAACUUCAAAGUGUACAAUGUUGGUCAGAUUGGAAUCUGGUAGGCAUUAACUGGACAAUACAAGUGUGAUAAAUUAGGUGUGGUUAACAUUUUAGCUCUUUAUCAUGGUGAAGGGAUUGUUGGUUUCCAUAUCCUGAGUGUGAGGAAUGAUACUGCUGCUCAGUGUGUAUAUUACAGACAAGUAUAAACUGCCUAAAUGUGAUGAGAGAGUUUAUUUUAAACACUUGAAUCCCACAAAGAAAAGUGUUUAUAAUUGAAGAGAUGCAGGUUGUACCAUUGCUGUUUUGAUGUCAGAAUACAGCAAACCUUCCCAUAAUCUGAAACGUGACGAUAUUGAAUGUGUUGUACCUAUCGAGAAAUGUAUGCUUACAUAAUGUAAGGAUUGUUUCUUUAUUUAAAAGUGUAUAGACAAAUCAGAGUGGCAUUGCUUAAUCUACAAUAUAUAUGUCUUUUUAUAUAAAAAAAGAUUAGGCAAGAAACAACGAAGAAAAUGCAAGCUGCAAGUCACUUUGACAUGCUAAACCAAAGUUUCUUGACCUUAUUGAAUGAAGAAAACAUGAAUAUUUCCUUAGUUGGACAUUCCCUGUUUACAAUGGAAAAGUUCAGAGCUGAGAUCAGACUUUCAAUAACCCAAUUCUGAAACCCAAAAGUUUUGCAGGUGCAUUUUGAAAAGCAUUGGCAAGAUUGUGAAGCUUUCCAGUGCAGAAUUCUGUUAGUGCACCACAGUGAACUUCUAAGAGCACAGACCAAACAUAUCAGAGAGACAAAAGAUUGGUUUUGUAUUUUUGUAUAUUGUGAUGUUAUGAUCAUUAUUACUCCAAAGUGUAUCUCAGGACAAAGAACUUUACUCAGGGAAUAUACCAAGUAGGUUUAUUUUUAUUUGCAGAUUAAGUACUGAAGACAUUCUAGAAAGUACUCUGAACAAACCAAAUAGUUUUAGAGCUUGGUAUCUACAUCUAUAUUUACAUACUGCUAUUAUUAGUAACUACCUCUGAGCUUUACAUAGUCCUACAUUUCUGAUAAUCAGAUUUAUGAUGUCUUUUUCGUAUUUUGUUAUUUUUGUAUAAAAAUAAUAAUGGUAGAGUUGUUUUAUUGUACCCACGGCUUAUAUACCCAUGAUAAUCCAUUUUUUUUUGGUUAUGAAGUUGGCACAUGCAAUGAUGUAUGGUAUGUUUGAUAUCGUAAAACAGACCAGAUUUUGUUUUUCUGUUUACAGCAAAAGGCUACCUCAUCCCUUUUCUGUAUAUUUCUACCUUUUUGUUGCUUUAGUCUUGAAAUCAGCUGUCAAUAAUAUUUUUGUAUUCAUAAAGUAGAAUAAUGUUUCUGUCACUGAGUAACAGGCAUGAAGGUACUAGUGAAUUCCAGUUGCAGCAUAUAUUAAUUUAUGGGUUAUUAAUUUACUUUUUCUUCAGAAAAGGUAGAAUGUCUUUUAAAGACUGAGAGAAUUUUUCAGUUAUAGUUACAUAAACCCUAUCAGUCAUGUUUUCAAGCAAAAGAAAAUACUGUGACUGGGAUGUCUUAACUUUAUUCACCUCUGUAUGAUGGUGUAUUCAUUCAGAAGGUUGAAUGGCCAGUAUUGAUCCAGUGAAUAACUUAAAAGUGUAUGCAAUUUUUAAUCCAAUGUCUUACGACUAAUAUGACGCCAACAAAAAAUUCUGUCGAUUAGCGUAAAUUACAAAUGAUGACAUCAACAACUUUGCAUACAUAUUUAUUUGACAGCCCUUUUAAGACUGCAACAAGAUUGGCUUAAUCAUCUAAAGUCCAUAUUUAUUUAUGCGUAGUUAAUCAUGAAUAUCACAGAUGUUCUUCCUUGGAAUUGGAGCUUUCUUUCUAGUUGUAUGUGUCAUAUGCUUUGGUAAUGGUUGAUAGUAUGAUUUUUAAGGGUGUGCAGGUAUUCUGUUAAAAAUGGAGUGACUCAAACAUGCUGCUGUGAAAGGAUCAGACCACAUUUAAAGUUCAUACUUGUUUUGUUUUUAAUUUCAAUACAAACUAACUAAAAGAAGAUGCAGUGUUUUUUAUAACCAGACAGGUCACUAAAGAUGUUCCUCAUUCAAGAUGUUUCAGAACUUCUCGCAGUAAGGGCAUUUUAUUUUGUGCUUCUUGAAUAUUGGUUCUUGUGGUGCAGACAUUGGUUCCUUUUCACUUAACAACACUGUCAAACUGUUCUUAGUGGGACUGCACACCCUGUACCGUCUGUUAUGAAAAUAUGUCUUGGGCACUUGAAAGAUGAAAAAAAUUCUCUCAAGUAAACCUGUCAUCGAAUAUAAAAUAUGAAUUGAAUGUAUAUGCGUGUCUCUUUGCUAGUCCAGAAAGCAAAAAAAAACUACUGAUUCCUCCUCAUGUUCCUUGAGUUAUGACAGCCUGUGGUUCUUUAAAAUGUAUGUUGCCUCUAAGGGCAGUCGAAAAUUUGAAGCUACCAGUUGUGUACUAAACUAGGUCUACCUCUUAUCACAUUGUUUUCAUCAAGCAGUGUUAAUUUGCCAAUGUUAUGGUGAACUGCACAGCUGCUAAACUAGUCCGCAUUUCUAAUUGUGGCUGUUCGUGUAUUAUUAUAUCGUUGUUUUUUUCUGUGUACUGAAGACCAAAGUAAACACUGUUACAUUUUUUGUACUUUUUAAAUCUUGACUUUAUAUAAUAUCUUUAAAUUAUCUUUUCAUACUUUUAAAAUACCUUAGCUACCAUUUUUGAUUCACAUUAUGCAUUGUUUACAAUAUUCCAAUGUGUUAUUUGAUUGUUGGUGUUUAAGAGAUUUGGGUAUUUAACUACUAUUUCUGUGGCUCAUACGUUUUUGAGGUCAACUCUCACUGUCUGAAUAUUGGAUGAUAGCACCAAUUGCCUUGUUUUGCCUAACCUAGUUCUUUUUCAAUACUUAAUUCAUACCUGAUUUUUAUUUAGUUCUGUGAAACACAGGUGUUAUGCUGCCUGAAAAUUAUUUUACUUGACUUAAAAAAAUAAAGUGUAUAAGUGGCAUUUA